Molecule: messenger RNA, 2355 nt
Organism: Cylindrotheca closterium
Lineage: Eukaryota; Bacillariophyta; Bacillariophyceae; Bacillariales; Bacillariaceae
Source: the annotation of a GenBank genome assembly
AUGGCGGGAUCCUCCUACCAUUCACAAAGUCGAAAGUCUGGAAUUAUCCUACGACGAUGCGCACGACUUGGAGGAUUUUGUGUCCCUGCCUUGAUUGUGCUAUUUUUCCUAUUGCACAGUCGCCUGAUUGUUUUGUUGGAACGGGAUUUUAAGGAGCGACAGCACGGCGGGUUUGGUGAUGGCAUGGCACAGCAGGAGCACGACCAAUUAUGGAAGGGUGACAGCAGCAGCAACAACAACAACAACAACAACAAUCCUGGCAUUUGUCAGAAGCUGUUGCAAGGAAAUGAACAUUCUACAACUGCUUCCAUGUGGUUGAAAUCCAAGCACAAGUUGCUUUCCGCAGUAUUGGGAGUAUUGGAAAAACAGCAGUCAGCAACAUCAGCAAUAAUACCUGCUUGGAUGGAGGAAUUGUGGAAAUUCUUGACGCCAUGGCAACUUCAGCAGACGAUAUUCCCACAAGUCGAUCCCCUCAUUUUGCAACGAAUCUUGGAAAAGUUACAAGCACGAUUGUUGUUUCUGCAGCAGCUUGAAGGACAUUAUGAUUCUACGAAUACUACUGACAGGAACAAUCCUGAACCUCCACCGCCCAAUAAGAUUCAAGUUUUGGUCUUUGGUGGAAGUGUCACAGAAGGAGUCGGCUGUGAUGCCCCACCACCAUCUUAUUUGAUGGACGAUACCGAAAAGGAAAAGUCUCAGUUGAAAUUGUUGUCAUCAUUAUCACUCCAAGACUGUUCCUGGCCUCAUCGACUCCAACAAUUAGCAGAUGCAUUCUUGCCCGAUACCAUUGAGAUUCACAACUUGGCCGUCGGUGGGACGCAUUCCCGGGCCGCAGUUCCAAUUUUGGAGCAUGGUCUGUACCCACCACAUGUCCACGUCAACGAGAAUAAGAACAAGAAGAAUGAUGCCGCACCCCAUGAUGAUCAUGAUUCCCAUGAGGGGCCUCCAGAUAUCAUUUUGAAUGCCUAUGCUGCCAACGACAAUUUGCCACCAGCGUUCUACAACACGGAAAAUACGACCUUGGACAAUUUUCACAAGUAUCGGGUGCUGAAACGUCUGAUGGAAUUUGUGGCCGCUGCUUCAGGUACUGGUACAGUCGGAGGCAAGAAUAAUAUCAACAGCUGCGGACAAUCGUCCACCAACUCGAACAGUCAGCAGCAGUCACACCAACCAUGGAUUGUGUUUCUGAAUGACUACCUUGGCAACCAACAAGAAUCCUUGGUGGGAGAAUCCACGGUCGAUGAAUUGGUCCAGCUGCUGAUGCAAACGCUUGCCCCGGUCUCGUAUGUGUCACCGUCACGCUUGUUGGAACCCUAUGUCUGGGCCAAUACCAGCGAACAUGUAUGGAGUGGUGUCUGGAAAAAGAAGAGCAACAAGAACAAGAAUUUGAAUGCUGCUGACUACAAAGUAGAUGUGCACUACGGAUUGGCGGGACACAUUACGACUGCCUUGGUGGCUGCGCAUGCCUUUUUUCAAUGGACCAUGGAAUAUUGCCAAGAGCAAGUCUUGUUUGAUGAUGUGGAAGAGCAAGACUGUUCCUCAUCGUCGCAUUGGACGACAACUACGCCAAAGUCUUUACAAACUCUGGAAACAAGAAUGCAAGCCCAUGAAUUGUCAAGUGUCCUUCAAAUUCAUUUACCAUCCAAAGAAUGGAUGAAGCUUAAUCAUCCAGAUCGAGUCUAUCCGAACAUUACUGAAGGUGCUGGGGGUGUAGUCAAGAGCAGCCGUCUUGGAUCAUCAUCGAAGACUGUUACCCAUGAUGGCUGCAGUGGUUCUAGUAGUGGGCAUCAAAACAGUGGUGCUUGUGCCUUUGCCUUUCUCGCAGCUCCACUGGGAACACACUCGAAAAAGGGCCCUUUGCAAGAGUACAUUGAUGGUUUUACUGUGACCGCAGAGAACAAGAAAGAAGACGGAGUCGGAUGGCUCGUCCAAAACAACUUUCGUCAUGGAGGAUUCCAAAACAAAUUGGGACUGGCGGCGAUUCGUACGGGAGCUCAAUUGACACUGGACAUUCCCAUUGGAAAUGUGCAGCAACAACGGCACAUGGAACUGACGAUCCAUUACCUGAAAUCAUAUGGUCCCGACUGGGCCAAUAGUCAUUUGCGGGGAACUUGUCAAGUCCGACAACAAAAGGGAGCAUCAUCAUCAUCAUCAUCCGGUGGUGCAAAGUUGUUACAAGUGCUUCGGGAACAGAACUUUGACUUGGAGGGAUUUCACGAUCAGCAAGUUAGCAUAUCGUAUACACAUGUGGUACCUGAUAUUAUCAUUGACAAGGGCAUCGAAACGGUGAUUCAAUUGAAGUUGGAGUUGAUUGGGGGAAGCAACUUUAAGAUCAACGCCAUGAUGCUUUGUUAA